AUGUCCUUCCUAGGUCCUCGGUGCCGCCUGCCUUUCGAUGCCCCUUAUGUCACCAACGGUGGCGUUUUCUGCACCGUCUCCGAUGACGCUCCGACGACUCAGAAAUGCCGAGUGAUUUGCUCUCCAGGCUUCCACAAUGUCGGAGAAGAGAUGCUGCUCUGUGAUACGGAGACUCGCCUCUGGCUAAGAGACCCAGCCCAUUCCCAGAGCUGCCAGAGGCUCCAGCCAUUCCAGAGCGUUCAAACUCAAACCCACUUCCAACUCAUCUUGCCUCCUGAGAAGACCUGUGGUCCAGACUUUUCCAAGUUGCUAGGGGAAUUCCAGAUCUUUAUUCUGGAUGAGAUGAAGGCCCGUGGCUUUUGUCAUAUUCAGGUAAAUGGUUUUGGACACCUGGUGUCUGUUCCUGUCUGCGAUGAUUCUUCUGUGCUGGUACAGUGCCUUGCUGUUGACCGUCUAGGAGUGAACAUCACCUGGAGAGCUUUUCUGGAGGACGUCCCAGCUGCUUCGCUUCCAGAUUUGCACAACAUUGAAAGAGCAAUGGUUGGGGACAAUCUCGUUGGACGCUUUGAGGAACUAGUUAAGAGUGGUGGCUUCAUCCUCCAAUUGGGCCCUGAGCAAUUCCAAGCAGACACUUCCAUUAGUUUCCUCGGGAAUGGCAAUUUUGACACAUCUCCUGAAGUCCGCCUGGGAUGCAGGAGUGGCUACCGAAAGGUUUUCAAUGCUGGAGAAGUUGCCCCAAGUCUCCAAGGAUGUGAUGUCUGCAUCGAAGCAUGGAUGUCUGGGGUGGGGGCAGCGGACUGCAUGGUGUUGAAGGUGGGACCUUUGGUGCAAAUGCACAGCCCCACUUCUUCCCACGGAUAA
This is a messenger RNA of Lacerta agilis (Sand lizard), 861 nucleotides long. RefSeq names its product thyroglobulin-like. Bases 1 to 861 code for a protein of 286 amino acids. NCBI's taxonomy places the organism in Eukaryota, Metazoa, Chordata, Lepidosauria, Squamata, Lacertidae. The record is from RefSeq and is a predicted model, not a curated record. The transcript is spliced from 5 exons.